AUGGACUACUCCACUGCGCUGCUGGCCGGCGCCGUCGCGGGCACCUCCGUCGACCUCAGUCUCUUUCCCCUCGACACCCUCAAGACCCGCCUGCAGGCCGGCCCGGGCCAGUUCUGGGCCAGCGGCGGCUUCUCGGGCAUCUACCGCGGCGUGGGCAGUGCUGUCGUCGGCUCUGCGCCGGGCGCCGCCCUCUUCUUCGUGACCUACGAGGGCGUCAAACAUGCCGUCGACCGCAGCACAAAAGGCACAAGAGGCGCUGCCUCGCCCUAUACACACAUGCUCGCUGCCUCGCUGGGCGAAAUUGCCGCAUGCGCCGUCCGCGUGCCCACCGAAGUCGUCAAGCAGCGCGCCCAGGCCGGCCAGUUCGCCUCGUCCGCCCUGACGCUGGCGGCCAUCCUGCGCGGACCCAGCGUCUUCCGCAAUCUGUACCGGGGCUGGGGCGCCACCGUGCUGCGCGAGGUCCCCUUCACCGUCGUGCAGUUUCCGCUGUGGGAGGCCAUGAAGGCGUGGCGGCGGCGCAACAAAAACGGCCAGGAGGUGUCGGCCUUUGAGAGCGCCGCGUUUGGCAGUUUGGCCGGCGGCAUUGCAGCGGCCGCCACGACGCCGCUGGAUGUUCUCAAGACGCGCAUCAUGCUCAGCACGGAGCGCCAGUCGCUGGUGCCCCUCGUGCGCAGCAUCAUGGCCGAGCAGGGUGUCGGCGCUUUUUUCGCCGGCCUCGGCCCGCGAGUCACCUGGAUUAGCAUCGGCGGCGCCAUCUUCUUGGGGAGCUACCAGUGGGUGGUCAACUUCGUCGGCGCACGACGCGACGGUGGUGCAGGGGGCGAGCCUGGCGAAAAGACAAGGAUAGACUUAUAG
Sporothrix brasiliensis 5110 is the source of this 855-nucleotide messenger RNA. Its product is annotated as solute carrier family 25 (mitochondrial S-adenosylmethionine transporter), member 26. Lineage: Eukaryota; Fungi; Ascomycota; Sordariomycetes; Ophiostomatales; Ophiostomataceae. Gene Ontology annotation, molecular function: S-adenosyl-L-methionine transmembrane transporter activity. Gene Ontology annotation, cellular component: mitochondrial inner membrane. The coding region runs from base 1 to 855 and encodes 284 amino acids. The transcript has a single exon. The record is from RefSeq and is a predicted model, not a curated record.